AUGAAGUUCUCCAUACCCCUCCUCCUCGCCGCCUUCGCCACACAAGCCCUCGGCGACAGACACCACUUCUGCUGGUGCGGAAGCGACCAAGUCCCCAAAUCAGACCCCUGCCUGACACAAGCCGCCUGCGCCAAAUACCCGCAAGACAAGUUCUUCGGCGUCAAGGGCGGCGACCCGUCCGCGCCGACGAUAUCGAAAUGGAGCGAGAAGAAGGCAAAGUGCUACAGCACGCGCGCGUGGCCCGUGAUUCCGCAUCCCUUUCUCGGCGGGAACGAGUUUGAGGAUGCGUGCUUUGCUGCCGCGGCGGAUCAGGCUGUUGUCGAUGCGUGUGGCGUUUCGCCUGGGAGCAGGACGGGGGUGAAGUCGUAUUGCUCUGAGCCUUUUGACUGA
Messenger RNA from Colletotrichum paranaense, 390 nucleotides. RefSeq lists its product as uncharacterized. NCBI's taxonomy places the organism in Eukaryota, Fungi, Ascomycota, Sordariomycetes, Glomerellales, Glomerellaceae. The coding region runs from base 1 to 390 and encodes 129 amino acids. The transcript has a single exon. The record is from RefSeq and is a predicted model, not a curated record.